Molecule: messenger RNA, 573 nt
Organism: Impatiens glandulifera
Lineage: Eukaryota; Viridiplantae; Streptophyta; Magnoliopsida; Ericales; Balsaminaceae
Product: outer envelope pore protein 16-2, chloroplastic-like
Exons: 7
Coding region: 1-549 (182 amino acids)
Cellular component (GO): chloroplast outer membrane
Molecular function (GO): amino acid transmembrane transporter activity
Source: RefSeq, a predicted model, not a curated record
AUGACAGGAGGAGGCGAUUUAAAGACACGAACGCUGCUUAACGAUGUCUGCGAUUUGGGAAAGUGCCCAUUGUUUGAUCUCGGUCAUCCUCUCCUCAAUCGCGUCACGGAAAGUUUCGUCAAAGCCGCCGGAAUUGGGCUGGUUCAAUCAGUAUCGCGCGAGGCUUAUUUUGCUGCUAUGGAAGGAUCUCGUAGUGGAGGUGAUAACGGCGGUUUACCAUCCGAGCUCUCUGGCCCUAAAAAGCAACAGCGUCCAUUCCCAGAUCUAAGAGGAGAAACAAACAACAAAUCUGUUGAAGCAUUGGUGAAGAACACUGGAAUUGAGUGUAUGCAAUGGGGAUUGGCUGCAGGGAUGUAUUCAGGGCUUACAUAUGGAUUAAAGGAAGCUCGAGGAACACAUGACUGGAAGAACAGUGUAGUUGCAGGUGCAGUGACAGGGGCCAUGGUAGGGCUUACAAUAGAGAAUUCAUCACAUGAGCAAGUUAUGCAAUGUGCUAUUACUGGUGCUGCUAUUUCCACUGCUGCUAAUCUUCUUCAAGGAAUUUUCUAAUUACCUUUUAUGGGUGUUAUGGUU